UAGACGUGUAAAGAGAAUAGAUGAUAAAUCAAGUGUAGUACUUGUUAAAUAAAGUGGACCCACAAUUGGAAAAAAAGAAAAAAAAUUAAGUAUAAUUGAAGUAAGUCCAAAUUUAAUGUACAACUUAGAUAACCUUUUGUACAAUUUGUCAAUGCUGUGUUCGUCUUCCUCCACGUAUAUAUAAUAGAAAAAUCUACAUGAAUUUAAGGCGCAGGAGUGAAACUUCAAAAAAAAAAAAAAAAAACUUUAAAAGAAAAUGACAAUAAAAAGGACAGAUGAAAGGGCUGUUUGGCUUUGUGAUGGAACCCCAAACCAAAAAUCCCUAAAACCUAAGAUUUCACCUGCGAAUUCUUCGGUGGGUACUAUGACUUCUAACUCUUUUACAUGCUCUGCUGCUAAAUGAAAACUCUAUGCAUUUUGGUACUGUUCUAAUUGAAUCAGCCACCAUGACUCAAGCAUCUACUAGUAAAAGAGUUGCUGUUGAAGUGGAAAGAGAAGAUAUAAUCACUGCCCUGCCAAGAAACGUUGUUGAUCGCAUCCUUGAGCUCUUGCCGGUUCACGAUGCAGCAAGAACUUGUGUUUUGUCCAAAAAAUGGAGAGAUAUUUGGACCACUCUUCCGUAUCUGGUAUUGGAUAACUUAUUUUGCAAAAAGUUAACAGCAAAAUCUCAAGCUGUUUUCAGAAAAAUAGUUGAUGACAUUCUCUUACAGCAUAUUGGAAACACUGUGAAGUUUGUUCUUGACGUUUCAGAAGUACAUUUGUCUUCAUAUGCAGAUAUUAAUAGAUGGAUGCGUUAUGUCACCAGAAAUGGUGUCAAGGAGCUAAGCCUUAACAUGUCAGAUAAUAGAAUUUAUAAAUUGCCUUCUUAUAUAUAUAAUUGUUCGACUUUGACACAUUUGCAACUCUUCAACUGUGUCUUCAAACCACCAAAUUCUUUUCUUGGCUUUCAGAAUCUUACAAACCUUCAUAUGGAAAGAAUAACAUUUGCGCCAACUGCAGAGUUUUGUGUUAUCAAUGUUCCCCUUCUUGUGGAAUUAGCCUUGAUGUUCUGUUGUGGCGCUCAAUACUUGAAGAUUGUUUCACCACAGUUGAAGAACUUGGGUGUUCAUAAGGGUCACUAUCUCAUUCUAAAUUGCUUUAUGAAUUGCAAAAAUUUGAGCAUGUUAGGGAUUGAAUUGGAAAAAGUGGUUGAUAAUCUGAAACAUGAUGAAAUAUCAACUUUGGAAAAGUUUCUUUUUAGCUUUCCUUCACUUGAACAACUUUAUUUGGGUUCCUUUGUCCUUGAGCUUUUGAAUGCAAACAUAGUUCUGGAUGAGCUUCCUUCCAAGCUCAACUGCUUGUGGCAUCUACAGUUAGGUGUUGACUUUGGCAAAGUGGAUCAGACUUCUUGUGCUCUACAGUUAAUCAAGAGUUGUCCUAAUUUGAGUAAACUUCUAAUUGGGGUAAGAAAUGAUUAAAUAUAUGCGGUCAUACAAUAGAUAUAUGUAUGAUCUGGUUAAUUUUUGCUCUUCAUGAACUUGAGAAGCUAAAAUGACUUGGUAUUUCUCUAUACAUUUGGUCCAGGGUAGCGACGACAAUGCUGAAACAGUUAUGAAAUAUCUAGAGACACCAACCUGCUUGGACCAACCACUCAACAAGCUCGAGUAUGUGACCAUCAGUUCUUUUGAGUGUUCGAAAACUGAACUGUUUUUCGUAAAGCUAUUGUGUGCUCGCACUCCAUCUCUGGUAAGGAUGUGCAUUGAGCAAGGGAUAGCCAUUGAUUCUAAGGAAGAAAGGUAUGUCACCAUAAAAUUGAUGCGUUUCCCCAGAGCUUCUACAAAGGCAGAGUUGUUCUAUUUUCCAUUUGAGGCUACAGAUGCAGAUUGAUGCCUUUCUGUUUCAAAUGAAUUUUGUUGAACAAGGGACUGAAUUAGCCAAUUUUGUAAAAUUUGUGGCUUUCCUUUAAUGAUAAAUAUGUUCAUCACUUGGAUGUUUCAAAAGUUUGAGUCUGUAUUGAUGUGUAUGAUAAGAUUAGCAGUCCCUUUGCUAAUGUAUUUCAUAUUAAUAGGCAUAUUUAGCUACCUGCUUGGUAACCAGGGAAGGAAUUUGACAGGAAGAUAGAAUGAAAAUGUUACCGGUUUGUUGUUCGGUUCAAAGUGUAAGACCACGUGUUUUUGGGACUCUGAGCUAGCAAUUUCGAAAUCGAUUGAAUUAGUUGAUAUAUGGUCAAGAGGG
This is a messenger RNA of Lycium ferocissimum, 2214 nucleotides long. RefSeq names its product F-box/FBD/LRR-repeat protein At1g13570-like. The coding region runs from base 411 to 1457 and encodes 348 amino acids. NCBI's taxonomy places the organism in Eukaryota, Viridiplantae, Streptophyta, Magnoliopsida, Solanales, Solanaceae. The transcript has 3 exons. Gene Ontology annotation, molecular function: protein binding. The record is from RefSeq and is a predicted model, not a curated record.